GUCUCGACGCGGCAUCACGCUUACGAGGGUAGUUCGCAAAAUUUUUCCACGACAGUUUCUCGCUCUUUCCCAUUCUUUCUCUAUCUAACGUUCAGUACAUCUCUGUUUCACAUACCCUUUUCUCUCCGGCCGUAGCAACCCCUUGCUGCGCGUUGAUGGGAACCGCCCACGUAAACCUACGAACUACCUUUACGACGCUUACUGGAAUUCCUAGUCUAAAUUGUAUCUGGCAAGAAAUGCGUCAAUUUUAGAGCUCGCGUGCAAUUUAAUCAAAACAAAAUUUCAAAAGUAAUCGUUCAAAUGGAUUAAAAAUUAAGUAGUAUCAUGCGACUGAUAUUUGGUGGAUUAACGGAAUUAUGGUGAUUUUAAAACAAUAAUAAGGUUAUAAACGAGGCUGAAAAUGACCUCAAAUAACAGUGAUAUUUAUGAAAGUGCAAUACCCAGUGUCCAAUGUAAUUUAAUAUUUCCCACGAAAAUUCAUUAUUUCCGAAAAUAUUUAAACAAUAAAGAAAACCAGAUGCAUCGCCCUCAUAAAAUUGUUACCAUGAUAUUAUUACUAUUAUAUAUUGGAUUUUCUACGGCUUCAUUUUCAAAAAAAGACAUAAAAGUGAACGUUGAAAUUCCAAAAGAAGCAGAAAUCGGCGACUACGUGGAUUUGAGGUGUAAUUGGGAAAUUCACGGCAACAAAAGCUUGUAUUCUGUUAAAUGGUACAAAGACGGCCAUGAAUUCUUCCGUUAUGUUCCAAAUAAUCCUCAGCCAAUUCAGACGUUUCCUCAGAUAGGAGUAAAACUUCAAAGUAUGUUGAGCCGAGAAAACUCGAUACGCUUAAUAGAUCUUAGUCUUUCCAGUGCUGGUCAAUAUAAAUGUGAAGUAUCGACUGAAGGACCGGCUUUUGCAACAUCUUUUAUGACCGGUAAUCUCAAUGUCGUAUCUUUACCAAUUCACGGGCCAGAAAUAAUUGGAUUGCCACUCUACUAUGAAGUUGGGAAAAAUAUCACAGCAAACUGUUCAGCAUGGCCCUCAGUACCACGAGCGAAACUCUACUGGACCAUCAAUGAUAAGCCGGUUCCUGAACAAUAUACGAUAACUUACCCAACAUCUUCAAUGACCUCGGCGGGUACCGCAAAUAUUCUUGGACUACAUUUUGGGACUGAAACUCGUCACUUCACUGAUAGUGGAGGUACUCUCAAGAUUCGAUGUUUGGCAGAAAUCGGGUCACGUCUUCUUGAAGCAGCAAAGCACGUAGAAGUUGUUUAUGUUAACAAUCAAAGACUAAGUGCAAGUGAUUUUCGUGAAAACAUAAAAAAUACAGCAAAUGAAAUACGAUCCAAAUUAAUAUACUUCCUAUUUUUUUUUCUCAUCAUAACGUGAUAAUUAUGUAUGACAUGUUUCAAAUAAUGUAUUUUAAGCGACUAAUGCAUCAGGCAUGUAAUUAUUCGAUUAUCAAUGACAAAAAUCAUAACGAAUUUUGUUCGAAUUUUAUACGUAAAAUAAUUAAAAAAUAUAAACAUCGGAUUCUUCCUCAAAUUAAAAAUUAUCACCGUCAAUAACAAUGAAACGAGUAAACACUACCGUAUUUUUUUUUAAUUUUUUAAUUUUUUAUUGUGAUUUGAGUUUUUCCGAAGUAACAAAACUCACUAUCAAUAUCAUUGGUACGAUAUCCGUCCGUCUAUAUGUUAUACCUUUCUAACAUUUGAUCAAUUUUAGAUAUUCAAUAAUUUAUUAAUGUGUAAAUGAAAUAUAUGAUAGCACAAAAAAAAUUAAUUGAAAGUGUUGGUUGC
Molecule: messenger RNA, 1782 nt
Organism: Microplitis demolitor
Lineage: Eukaryota; Metazoa; Arthropoda; Insecta; Hymenoptera; Braconidae
Exons: 5
Coding region: 401-1372 (323 amino acids)
Source: RefSeq, a predicted model, not a curated record